UAAGCAUUAUUCGGAAAGAAACAUCUUCUUAUCUCAUCUCUGUGGCCUCGCUUCUCUUCUUUUCUGUUCCAUCGUCGUGUCUGUCUUCUCCAUUAUUUCAAUCCCCAAACAACAACCAACUAUAUGUACUACCCAACAAACUAAAACCAACACGUACACUCCUCAAUCUCAUGCUCAUGCUCAUGCUCAACUCAACUGUAACCGACUCAAGAAACCCUUUAUAUAUAUUUUGAAUGCUCUUUUGCGGCAUGAACCACUGUGUUCCUGAUUUCAAUUCUCAAAUGGAUCAACAACUGUUACCUCGCCCUAAGAAACCCUUCAUUGCAGACGAUGAGAUUAUGGAGCUGUUAUGGCAAAACGGUCAAGUUGUAACGCAGAGUCAAAACAAUCGUCAUGUGAACAAACAACCGCCGGGGAGAAACUCUGACGGUGGAACUUCAUCUGAAGUGGAAAAUAACAAUCAAUUUCUCUUCAUGCAAGAAGGUGAAAUGGCUUCGUGGCUUCAUUAUCCAAUCAACAAUGAUCAUGAUGAUGAUCAUGAUUCUCCCUUCUCCGCCGAUUUUCUCAACAAUAACAACAACAGUAGCAUGCAAACUCCUCACCGGACUUCUCAAUUGACUGAACUCCGGAGGAAUCCGAUGUCGGUGGCUCCUUCUCGUCCUCCGAAUCCGCUACAACGGAGAUCCGAGCAAGUGCAGCCUAAUUUCGCGUACUUUGCUAGGCACGGUGUUAGAGCUGAGCCAGGAUCAUCGUCGAUUUUGAGAAAUUCUGCGAGGGAAUCAACGGUGGUAGAUUCGUGUGAUACGCCGGCUACGAUGCUGGCGGCAGGUUCAGAGACUUUACGAAGCUUAGCGGAUCAUACGGAAGGAGAAACCGGAGUGUCGGCGCCUUCAACGACGAUGUUUGAUGAACCGGGCGGUUCGAGUAGUAGUGGCGAACCGGUUCAGAAGUUAGGGGAGCAGGAUCGGAAGAGGAAGGGAAGAGAAACGGAGGAAUGGGAAUAUCAGAGCGAGGAUGUCGAUUUUGAAUCUGCGGAAGCCAAAAAAAAUGUCAGUGGAUCAUCUACAAAGAGAUCUCGUGCUGCUGAGGUCCAUAAUCUCUCAGAAAGGAGGCGUCGUGAUCGGAUUAAUGAAAAGAUGAAAGCUCUGCAAGAACUUAUACCUCGAUCUAAUAAAUUUGACAAAGCUUCUAUGCUGGAUGAAGCAAUUGAAUACUUGAAGUCACUUCAGUUACAAGUUCAGAUGAUGUCCAUGGGAUGUGGCAUGGUACCGAUGAUGUUUCCUGGAAUCCAGCAGUAUAUGCCAACAAUUGGAAUGGGGAUGGGGAUGGGAAUGGGUAUGGGAAUGGGUAUGGAAAUGGGAAUAAACAGACCAAUAAUGCCAUUUCCAAAUAUGUUAUCUGGUUCUGCUUUGCCUGCAGCUGCAAAUUUGGGACCAAGGUUCGCGGCCAUGCCCCCUUUCCACGUGCCGCAUGUUCCUAUACCUGAUUCAUCCAGAAUGCAAGCAACAAAUCAGGCAGUUAAUAAUAUUUUAACCUCAGUUGGAACAUAUGAUUCAAAUCAGUCACAUAUACCAAACUUCACUGAUCCUUAUCAACAAUACCUUGGACCCCACCAGAUGCAGUUUCAAUCAAUGCAGAGUCGGGCAAUGAACCAACCAAAUGUCGGCAAGCCAAGUAUCACUAGGCCCCUUGAGAAUCCAGAAAUCCACCAGUCAGGUAAAUUACUUUAUCUUAGUAUUUUGCAGGAUUUGGUUAGUUUAGGCAGAAAUAAAAGGAUGGUUUGUUAUUCUUGGUUUUAAUAAUUUUGAUGUACGCAUACGGUGUUCCUGUGUCAUACGCCUCUGUAGCAUGGUAACUUCCAGAUCUGGUUGUUUACAUCAAUGAAGUAUUCUAUUUUCCAGAACCAAUUUACUGAAUCUUUAUUAUAUAUCAAAUAUCACUGCUUCUAAGUAUCUCAAUCAUUUUCUUGAUUAUGUUCAGGAGAUAAAUGAUUAUUUGAUAGUUACAAUCAAGGGCUGACUAUUGAAAUGGUGCUGCUUAUUACUACUAGCUCUCAAAAUGGUACUACUAGUAUUAUUGUUAUAUUUUCUGCCAUCUAUACUAGAGUAUGCCAAGUUUUGUAGUGUAACGGAAUGAACCUUUUAGCAGUUCUCAGUUGCAAGCUAAUCUAUACACGGCUAACAUGUAAAUUAUUGUAAUGUACUCCGACUCAGUUUUCUCUCUUUUUUAUCUUCCCUCAUUUACACUUUUUCUAUUUACAAAAUAAAUUGGGAACACUUUCAUCUGAUGAAGUGGUCAUCGAUUAUAUUAUAUUAUAUGUAUGUAAAUGUAAUGUAAGGUUAGAUCAUGAAAAUAGUUUAUAGCUGCUUUAUUCAUUAAUGGUUUGUAA
Messenger RNA from Trifolium pratense (red clover), 2389 nucleotides. Its product is annotated as transcription factor PIF1-like. Bases 234 to 1799 code for a protein of 521 amino acids. Gene Ontology annotation, biological process: regulation of DNA-templated transcription. The record is from RefSeq and is a predicted model, not a curated record. Gene Ontology annotation, molecular function: protein dimerization activity; DNA-binding transcription factor activity. The transcript has 8 exons. Lineage: Eukaryota; Viridiplantae; Streptophyta; Magnoliopsida; Fabales; Fabaceae.